GAUGGCGGCGGCGGCGGCAGGGGCUCGGCUGAGGGGCUGCGCGAAGCUGACAAGAAAUAUUCCAGCAUUCUUGGCUCCCUGGAGGUUUUCCCAGUGUGCCUUUAGAUCCUCCAAAUCGGAACUCAAGCCGAAUCUCUCCAGUGAUGGAGUUGUCUGUGCUCCACUUCACACGUUCACUGAAGAGGAGGCAAUGCUGAAGAACAUGGUGACAAAAUUCGCUCAGGAACGAGUGGCACCUUUCGUGCAAAAAAUGGACGAGAACUCGAAAAUGGAGGACUCCAUAGUACAGGGAUUGUUUGAACAAGGGCUGAUGAGUAUUGAGCUUGGGGAAGAAUAUGGAGGAACCGGUGGUUCAUUUUUUUCAAUCAUAUUGGCAGUAGAAGAAUUGGCCAAAGUUGAUGCAGCUGUGGCUCUUGUAUGUGAACUCCAGAACACACUAACAGUUAAAUUGUUUACCACAUAUGGAACAGAAGAGCAAAAGAGAACUUACCUGCCCAGGGUGUCUAAAGACACAUUAGGCAGUUUCUGUCUUUCGGAGGCUGGGUCUGGCAGUGAUGCCUUUUCCUUGAAGACUCGAGCUGAGAAGAAAGGAGACUACUAUGUUAUCAAUGGCUCCAAGAUGUGGAUUAGCUUAGCAGAAGAUGCAGGAGUUUUCUUUGUGAUGGCAAAUACAGAUCCAUCCUCAGGGUACAGGGGAAUUACCUGCUUCAUAGUGGAUCGCGACACGGAGGGACUUCACGUGGGGAAGAAGGAGGACAAGCUGGGAAUCAGAGCAUCUUCCACCUGCCCAGUGACUUUUGACAACGUGAAGGUUCCUGAGACCAAUAUCCUGGGACAGGUUGGACAAGGCUAUAAGUAUGCCAUUGGAAUGCUCAAUACUGGCAGGAUAGGGAUUGCUGCACAGAUGUUAGGACUGGCACAGGGGUGUUUCGACCAUACAGUUCCAUACACGAAAGAGAGAGUCCAGUUUGGGAAAAGUGUCUUCGAUUUCCAGGGGAUGCAGCACCAGAUCGCGCAGGUGGCCACGCAGCUGGAGGCGGCGCGGCUGCUCACCUACAACGCGGCGCGGCUCGCCGAGAGCGGCCGGCCCGUGGUCAAGGAGGCCAGCAUGGCCAAGUACUACGCUGCUGAGGUUGCAACACUGACAACCAGUAAAUGUAUUGAAUGGAUGGGAGGUGUUGGAUUCACAAAAAAUUACCCAAUAGAAAAGUAUUAUCGUGACUGCAAGAUAGGUACGAUAUAUGAAGGAACCUCAAACAUCCAGCUGAGCACCAUUGCCAAAAUGUUAGCACAGCAGUACUGAAACCAUGAGGACUUCCUUGACUGUUAAAGGACAUUAUUUCCCUGAACACUCAUUGUGAAUUACCCAUUUAUUUGUAAAUACAAGAAGCAUUAUUGACAUCAUAUGUAAGAACACAUCAUCACAGAUGAAACCAUAGGGAAAACCAUGAAUUCCCCGUUUCAGCUCACGUGAAAUCCUGAAUUCCACGUUCAGACCCCAAGUAGGGGUUACAAUAUUGCUUCCUGCCUGAGAGAAUUCCAAGAUAAUUCCUUGGAUUUGGUCACCUUAGGCCAUGCAAGCAGUGCAUCUCCACUUGGGGAUUUCCAAGUGAAAACAAAGGAAGCCAAAUCCUUGGCAUAACUGGUGGGAGAGGUUCUGAUGAGCCACCUGGGAGGGAGGGCUCUACAGGAGAGAGAGCAGUGGUGGUUUCCUC
Molecule: messenger RNA, 1715 nt
Organism: Empidonax traillii (willow flycatcher)
Lineage: Eukaryota; Metazoa; Chordata; Aves; Passeriformes; Tyrannidae
Gene: ACADSB
Product: acyl-CoA dehydrogenase short/branched chain
Exons: 11
Coding region: 2-1303 (433 amino acids)
Cellular component (GO): mitochondrion
Molecular function (GO): acyl-CoA dehydrogenase activity; flavin adenine dinucleotide binding
Source: RefSeq, a predicted model, not a curated record